CUGGCAAGUAGUAACCGGGUCUGACGUCUGACUUAUCAUUUAGUCGCUCCUUCGUCUCAGACACUAAAACGGUGUUUCUCUUAUUUUUUUGUACUAAAAAUCUACGGUCAUCAUGGCAACCACACGUGUUGGUCAAAUUAUGUUCGGCAAAGGCUUGCAAAUUGGCCGGAAAUCACAGUACUUUGCGUCGAACGUGAAAUAUUAUUGCUGCCAAGUUCAGAAUUAUGAGUUUAUUAAGGUUGAGACCACCGGCGAGAAACAGAACGUCGCUCUGGUCACAUUGAACAGACCGAAGGCGUUGAACGCUCUGUGCGAUAAACUAAUGACGGAAUUGAACGAUGCCGUUACAAAGCUCGAUAUGAACGAGAGCAUCGGCGCGAUCGUCCUCACCGGCAGCGAGAAAGCAUUCGCCGCCGGAGCUGAUAUCAAGGAAAUGCAGAACAAUACUUACGCCCAGACUAUGAGAGGAAAUUUCCUCACGAUUUGGGAUGGCGUCAGUCGACUUUCAAAACCGGUGAUAGCUGCCGUGAACGGCUACGCAUUAGGUGGUGGGUGCGAGUUGGCGAUGAUGUGCGACAUCAUUUACGCCGGUGACAAAGCAAAGUUCGGCCAGCCGGAAAUCGCGAUCGGCACGAUUCCCGGAGCUGGUGGCACCCAGAGAUUGACCAGGGCAAUCGGCAAGAGCAAAGCAAUGGAGAUGGUGCUUAGCGGAAAUCAAAUCACCGCUGAGGAAGCAGAGAAAAGCGGUCUAGUGAGCAAGGUUGUCCCUGCGGACAAACUCAUUGCCGAGGCGGUGAAGUUGGGCGAGAAAAUCGCUUCCCAUUCUCAGCUGGUCGUUGCCAUGGCCAAGGAGUCUGUUAAUACUGCUUAUGAAACCACUCUGAAAGAGGGGCUUCAUUUCGAGAAGAGGAUGUUCCACGGCACAUUUGCGACGGCUGACAGGAAGGAAGGGAUGUCCGCGUUCGUCGAGAAAAGAUCGCCGAAAUUCACCAACCAGUAGAACUGAGUAUACUCAACUUAACGUUAACGUGCAAUCGAAUACUUAUUUUUGUAUUGAGAAUUUUGUAAUACUUUUUAUAUUGUUGUUCAAAUAAAAAUGGUUCCUAAUCGUUUUAAAUGAAGGGGGCAAAGACAA
Messenger RNA from Ceratina calcarata, 1135 nucleotides. It is a transcript of the gene Echs1, whose product is annotated as Enoyl-CoA hydratase, short chain 1. The coding region runs from base 113 to 1000 and encodes 295 amino acids. Gene Ontology annotation, biological process: fatty acid beta-oxidation. Gene Ontology annotation, molecular function: catalytic activity. Gene Ontology annotation, cellular component: mitochondrion. The transcript is spliced from 7 exons. NCBI's taxonomy places the organism in Eukaryota, Metazoa, Arthropoda, Insecta, Hymenoptera, Apidae. The record is from RefSeq and is a predicted model, not a curated record.